AUGACCAUGGCCACAAUGCAAGAUGGAAAACAUUUAUACGAGAGUACCUGGCAGGAUGCCUUGAGCUACACAAAGACGAUCCUCGGCGAGGAUGAUUUCGAGCUGAUCCAGAAUUUCCAAACUCCCGAGCAGCUUCUCUACGAGGUACAGCAGCUCCAGCAGCAAAACACAGCGCAGUCGACUGUGACGAGACUCCUGCGAAAUGCGCGCCCUCAUUUAGUCCAUCUGCAUACCUUUGCGACCUUUCUUGCCGUGGCGGCCGGCGCAAAUAUUAGUUUUACUUGUAUGUGGGGGGUGACGUAUCUUCUUAUGUCUCUAGGAAGUAAAUCCGAAAAAGCAAUGGAGGAAAUCGCCGGGUACCUUCGCGACUUUAGCGAACAGAUCGAGCUCUUCCAAGUCUAUAGCGACAAAUCCGUCCAACUUGAAGGUGAGUUCAUGGAACGGUUCUUCAGUCUCCUCGUUGAUCUUCUCGUCGCGGGUGCAUUGGCAAUCAAGCACCUCCGCAAGCAUGGCGGUAUUACCGGUACCUCCUGGACCAACGUCAACAGGCAAUUCACCAAGGCGAUCCAAGACUUUACACAUCGCCUCGCGCAUCUCCGGCAGCUUGUCGAGGCACACAGAAUUACUGAGAUGAGUCUACAGCAGACUGAACUCUUGGAGUCGCUGAGUAAAUAUAGCAUUACGCAGCGUAAGGAGACGGCAAAACUACCGUAUUAUCAGCUGCCUUUUGCGCGCAAUCACAAUUUCUUUGGGAGAGCGGAUGUGAUUCAGAGUAUCCACGAUGCAUUGCAAGAAAUUGGCAAUGAUGGGCAAGGGCAGCAAAUUCGGUCUGUUGCGUUGUGGGGAACCGGUGGAAUCGGGAAGUCCCAGAUCGCGUUGGAGUAUGCGAAUUUGCAGGUUCUGAACAAGUGUCAAUUAGUUCUGUGGCUGCCGACGCAAACUGAGAUUGAUUUAUCGAGGGCCCUGGUACAUGCUGCAAGCGAAAUAAGACCAGCUUGGUAUGAGGAUGGGAUGCCCACUGAACGGGUGCGGUUCCUCAUGUGGAAUUGGUUACAGACAACAGGUAAAUGCGCUACUCCCCCAUAUAUUGUCCGACAGGCGCUAAAAAUGAACGAAGAAAUAUCAUGGACAAUUAUCUUCGACAACGUCGACGACAACAACCUCCUAACCUCCAACUGGCCCGCUGCUGGAAACGGCCAAAUCCUCGUGACCUGUCGCAGCGAGCUCGUCGCCGCCUGUCCCGCCGCAACAGCGAAUACCAAGCUCCCCGCUGAGAUUGAGGCAGCACAAGAGCUCUCCUCCAUGCUAGGUGGGUUGGCAUUAGCGAUUGAUAUCACGGCGAAGCAGAUCUUCGUGAAGAAAAAGACAAUGAGGCAGUUUCUACCUUAUUUCAAGAAGAAUAAACAGUCCCUGCGCGUUCCGCCGCGGUAUGCGAGUCGGAACCCGUACUAUAAUGAGAAUUUGGUGACUGUCUGGCAAACAGCAUUUGACAGUCUCACCAAGGAGAGUGGGCAGUUAUUGGCCCUGAUGUGCUUCUUUGCGCCGGAUGAUAUACCUAGUGAUAUUAUCCAUACCACUGAGCAGAUUCCUGGAACAUGGGAUUUUCUGUCAGACCUUGAUGGAUACGAAGACGCAGUGGCUCUCCUGCUUCAUCAGUCCUUGAUCAAAAUCAACAGCGACACCGGGAUGAUCUCUCUUCACCGACUCACUCAAGAAGCAUACUACUACCACCUCACCGAGAAAGAGCGUCACGAUACAUUCCACGUUGCGUACCGAAUCCUAUGCGCCGCAUUCCCAAAGCGAACCCUACGCCGCCAGAUGUACGAAGUCUGGGAAACGUGCGAGAUGCUCAUCCACCAUAUCGAGACCGCGCAGGAUAAGUACGAGGAUCUCAGACCGACGGGGCUGGAUGUCCAAGAUUUAGAGUAUCACACUAUGCUUGCUGAUGCUGCUUGGUUCUGCAGCGAAACCUCCUCCCUCCAACUCGGUGAAACCAUCGGUCGCCGCGCAGCCGACAACUGCGCGGACAAAAACUCCCUGAUUUACGCAUACCUCUGCGAGAGCGUCGCAACCGUCGACCACCGACGCGGCCGGUACCUCCCCGCGUACAAAUUCUUCCUCCAGUCGCUUGAAAUCCGCGAAAAGGAGCCCAGCACAACAGGCCCCGAGCUUGCAGACGCUUACAGCGCUGUGGGUCUUGCCUUGUUUGGACUCUUCAAGUGUGAAGAGGCGAUAGAAGCUGUACAGAAAGCGCUGGAUUUAGUGUAUAAAGCGCCGAAGGAACUGCAGUCCACGUAUAAUAUUGAUCGGUAUUUGAGGAAUCAUAGUCGGCCGAGUGCGGCGCUGGGAAGGUUGGAUGUUGCGAAGAAUGAUAUGGAAGUGGCGGAAAAGUUUCAGACAGAGGUUUAUGGUGAGGAUAGUCAUUUUCAUGGGGAGACAGCAUACAUUCUCGGCAAAAUUGCCUAUACAGAAAACGACCUUGAAAGUGCCAGACGCUAUAUUCAACGCGCUUACGACCUCCAAUACCCCGGAAAACCCACUCAUCAGAGCGUUGCCUCAGCCCUCUACCAUCAAGCUCUCGUCUGCCUGCGUCGCUCCGACACCGAGACCGAUCCGGAGCAGCAAAAAAGGAACGACGAGCAAGCACUCGAGUACCUUCGUGACGCUCUCCGAAUCACACAGUUCAAUGAACCCCGUCGUGGAGACCAGGGCGAGUCGGCGAGAGUUAAGUGGCAGAUUUCCAAGAUCUGGGAGAGGCAGGGGAGGACGGCGGAUGCGUCAACGUACAAGGCUUCUGCAUUGAGGGCGAAGCUUGAGCUCGAGAAGACGGGGUUGCAUCCUGUUGCUCCGGAUGAGGAGCAGGGGUGGGAUGCCUUUACGGAUGUGGUUGAUCGGUGA
This is a messenger RNA of Penicillium vulpinum, 2898 nucleotides long. RefSeq names its product Tetratricopeptide-like helical. The transcript has 7 exons. Gene Ontology annotation, molecular function: protein binding. Bases 1 to 2898 code for a protein of 965 amino acids. Lineage: Eukaryota; Fungi; Ascomycota; Eurotiomycetes; Eurotiales; Aspergillaceae. The record is from RefSeq and is a predicted model, not a curated record.